Neurospora tetraspora is the source of this 522-nucleotide messenger RNA. RefSeq lists its product as uncharacterized. Lineage: Eukaryota; Fungi; Ascomycota; Sordariomycetes; Sordariales; Sordariaceae. The transcript has a single exon. The record is from RefSeq and is a predicted model, not a curated record. Bases 1 to 522 code for a protein of 173 amino acids.
AUGUCACUCCUCAAAGGCCAACGCUCCAUCCAAACCAUCAUCCUCCCUCUCCCCCCCUCUCUCCGCCCAGCCUACGGCAACCACCUCUACCGCUGGCUCCUCGCCAUCUCCGCUCCCUUCUCCGGCGUCGGCCACCCCUCGCACUCCAUCACCUCUCCCUCUUCCCCCUGGGAGAUCUACGAAGUGGCGCCUCAACCCAUCAUCACCUCUUCCUCUCUUUCCCAGUCCCAGUCCCAAAUCCAGCAGCAACCAAUCUUUAGCUACCUCCCCUCCGCCGACCUCACCACGCAACAACUCCUCGACAUGCAAGGGACGUUCAUCCCGCUUUGUGUGGCGGACGAGAACAUGAGGGAUGCGUUUCUGGAGAGAGUGGAUCGGUAUAUCACUUUCCCGCCGACGGAUAAGGGGUUUAAUGACCAGACUUUUGUGUUGGGGGUUGUGGAGGAGUUGAGGGGGGAGGGGUAUUUGGGCGGGGAGGAGUAUGCGGCUUGGACGGAGGCUGUUGGGGGGUUUAGGGGUUAG